This is a messenger RNA of Triticum dicoccoides, 1780 nucleotides long. RefSeq lists its product as uncharacterized. Bases 129 to 536 code for a protein of 135 amino acids. The record is from RefSeq and is a predicted model, not a curated record. The transcript is spliced from 3 exons. Lineage: Eukaryota; Viridiplantae; Streptophyta; Magnoliopsida; Poales; Poaceae.
AUGUGGAGCAUGUAGAUCCACGCGACCAGGUUGGCUCACAUUACCCUCUCUCCCACACAAGGCUCGCACCGGCGGCUGCUCUGUAAUUUCACACAGGCGCGGCGCGGCGGCGAUUCCCCACCGGCGAUAUGUCGACGGACGGACUUGAGCUCGACGGGAGGGGGGAGCACACAUCGGUGGAUGGGAUUGUGAUGUUUCCAGUGGAAUCCCAAGAUUCUAUGAGUGCACCAGUUCUUGAGCUCGAGAAGGGCGGCGAAGGACGUGGAGCUGGAGAUGGACAGAGAUACGAGGUCUGCUUUGAAGCUACCAGCAGCCGGACGAGGAGGCAAAGAGAAACAGAGCACUUAGGUGGUUCCCUGCUCCGGCGGCGGCUCAACUCCAAUCUGCAGAAAACCGGAUCUGCCAAGGGCAAGGCCCUCGUCCACGGAUCUGGAGGGGAAAAAUCAUUUUCUUCGUUGUUUCGGUCGGUGAGGCUGUAUCACACGUCAAUUACUUGCGCUUUUCUCCUAGCUAUUGUUCAUCAGUUUCAGAUUUGAACUUUUUUGGUGAUUUUUAUUUUGUUCCAUCUAUUCCAUUGGUACGGGUGAUCUAGCAGUAUGGCUCGAUCGAGAUGCAUAUCACUUUUCUUGUUGACUCCAAAAUAGAAUGCUCUCCUUUAUUUUCUUGUAAUCCCCUUCCAUCUAUUCCUUCUGUACAGAUGCGGUUUUCUUUUGUUUACUUGUAAUCCCCUUUGUCCGGAUUGGAUAGGUCUCUCCUCAUCUUGUUGUUGCACAGAUCCGAAUUUGCCAUGAUGUAUUUUUAGACAAUAUAGAGAUUUUUUUUAUUCAUAACCAUGCUUAUGUGCCAGACCGGCUUAAUUUUUGUGAUUUCUUAGAUUCCUCUAACUUGGAUAAUCGAUGGUUAAUCGUACUGGAACUUAAUAGUGGAUUUGAUGUUCUGUUCUUGAUGUGCUAAUCCAAGGUUGAUAAUUAUUUCAUUCAAGUGGGGUAAAGUUUGAAUUCCUACCACCGAUUGCAAAGAUCUUCUGUUCCAUCGAUUUCAGCUUGUUUUGUUGACCUCUUUCCCACUACAGUCACAGAACUGAGCAACGUUGAUGGUCAAGUGUGCCGUGGCGGCAAGGCCACAUUCCUUGCCGGAAACGCUGGUUCGGGAGCUACAAGUGGCUGGACAAGAAGGUAUUUCAGAUUAAAAUGUUCUGCUCCAAAAAACCUUUAAUUCAGAACAUAGUAUGUGUCGGCCUUGUUCUUUGUUAGAUUUUGAAUACAACCACAUUUCACUCCCGAAAUCAGUAUCAUAUAAAAUCAAAUUCCAUGGCUUCUGUGCCACUUGUGCAAGAAACAUUCUAUGGGUUAGAUAUUUGGAAAUAAUAUGAUGAUGCAUGGAUGGGUUUUCUUUAUUCACAAAAUGAAUUUUACAUGUCUAAAUGCAUUGAUUGAUUGGCAUGUUCUUUGUUCACUGCACAACUUACUUCGGAGCAUCCUCUAAUGAAGCGAUUUUUUGUUCUGUUCUUGAUCAGAACCAUGCUGAUAUGGUCUGUAUCCUGAACCCUGAAGUAGAAGGCGUUUAAUCCGAUGCAUUUUCCUACUGUUGUGAUCUUGUAAUAUUGCCUUCUGGCCAAAUCAGCAAAAUCCCUGGUUGAAGCUGCGCAAGCUCUGUUUCUUUGGCUGUUGUUCCCUCUCAGCAAUCCAUUCGACUCGGGUAUAUGUUUGUAAUUAUUGUAAUGGAUUUGUACCAUUUAUGAACCAUGUCAAAUUGUUAAGGUGGGUGAUGGGUAUUACAA